CGCCAUCAAAUUAAUCAAAGAGAAUCGUUUUUCUGAUUUGAAACUGAAGCAACCUUCCCACUCGCCCGUUAGCCAUUUAGUAUCUGUCAACGACCACAUGAAAAAAAAAAAACCUGAUAUAAUGUUAUCCCAAACAUGGUCUUAAACUCUGCUAAACUCUUCAGGCUUCACCCUUUUGCUGGGCUGGUUGGGUUGAGAGAUAAGAGGAGAAUAAUGGGAGCUACAGUGAAAGGUAUAAGUGAUGAGUUGCGAAGGAUUUUGAAUGCCAACAUGGACCAGGCGCCUGCUAGACAACGGGCUCGUGAGGCUUUUAAGGAUAUUCAACUUAAUAUUGACCAUAUUUUGUUUAAGACCCCGGUUGAUGGAUUGAAAAUGAAGGAGUCGUAUGAGGUGAAUUCUAGAGGACUGAAAAUUUUCUCAAAGAGUUGGCUUCCGGAGACCUCUCAACCCAAAGCAGUGGUGUGUUUUUGUCAUGGUUAUGGAGACACUUGCACAUUUUUCUUUGAAGGAAUUGCAAGGAAGUUGGCAUCAUCUGGAUAUGGAGUCUUUGCAAUGGAUUACCCAGGAUUUGGUCUUUCAGAAGGUCUUCAUGGCUAUAUUCCCAGCUUUGAUAGGCUUGUUGAUGAUGUCGUUGAGCAUUAUUCCAAAGUCAAAGAGAACCCUGAGUAUCGUGCUCUGCCAAGUUUCCUCUUUGGACAGUCUUUGGGUGGAGCCGUAGCGCUGAAGGUGCACCUGAAACAACCUAAUGCAUGGAGCGGUGCUGUGCUCGUUGCACCUAUGUGCAAAAUUGCAGAUGAAAUGGUUCCUCCAUUUUUAGUAAAACAAUUGCUGAUUGUUAUAGCUUAUCUUCUUCCAAAGCAGAAGUUGGUUCCACAAAAGAAUUUGGCUGAGGCAGCAUUUAGAGAUUUGAGGAAGAGAGAGAUGACAUCUUAUAAUGUUAUUGCUUACAAGGAUAAACCACGCUUGCAGAGUGCUUUGGAGUUGCUCAGAACUACUCAAGAGAUAGAACAUCAGUUGGAAAAGGUGUCUCUGCCAUUAUUAAUCUUGCAUGGUGAGGCUGAUAUCGUGACCGACCCAUCUGUGAGCAAAGCCUUGUAUGAGAAAGCAAGCCAUAAGGACAAGAAGUUCAUUCUUUAUAAGGAUGCAUAUCAUUCUCUUUUGGAGGGUGAGCCGGAUGACAUGAUUAUUAGAGUUUUUAGUGAUAUCAUUUCUUGGCUUGAUGAUCACAGCAACAAAAGCACUGCCUCUUGAUAUCUCUCUGUCUGUCUGUCUGUCAUAGCAAAAAUAGAAGAAGAAAAAAAAGAAAGAAAGAGUGUUAUUGAAUUUGUAUAGAUACAACUGUCUGGUACAGUAACAGUACAUUUAAUAAUAUUCAUAAUUCAGUUA
Pistacia vera is the source of this 1386-nucleotide messenger RNA. RefSeq names its product caffeoylshikimate esterase-like. The transcript has 9 exons. Bases 136 to 1251 code for a protein of 371 amino acids. The record is from RefSeq and is a predicted model, not a curated record. Gene Ontology annotation, molecular function: lipase activity. NCBI's taxonomy places the organism in Eukaryota, Viridiplantae, Streptophyta, Magnoliopsida, Sapindales, Anacardiaceae. Gene Ontology annotation, cellular component: membrane.